AUGACCACAUCCCCAUCCAUCGUCAUCGUCACCUCAGCCUCCUCCAUCGUUUGCAACGUGGAGCGACCGUUCUUCAGCAACCAGAUUCAGCGAGGAGGAAACAACUUGCAUAAGAUGGCGAAUUCGUACGAGGCGAGGCUGGUUCGAAAGAAGAAAGAGAAGCAUGCUAACGGCGGCUGUAGAACCGUGGCCUGCCACCCGGAUCACCUCAUUGACCUCCAAUCCUUGCCAAUCGCAAAAUCCAUCUCAUACGCCGCCAUUUCCGGCAACGAUCCCUUCGAUCCGGCAAUGACGAUCUGCUGCCACCCCAAUCCCGUCAACGUGGUCGAACAAUGUGUCGAAUGGUGUCAGCUGCCUGAACGGUUCCUGAACCAGACCAAAGGAGACUUGGGCGACGCAUUCCACGACUUCUCCCGUUGUUUGCGCUUGGCGAGGAGAGAUCACAACCAAACCGACGGCUACAUCAUCGGCUUUCAAUCGUCCGCUGCCUUACCGCCGGGGACUCUGAGGUCAGCCGUCGUGGGGACGUUCAUCGCCUUGUUCCUCGCCACCUUAUUUUAA
Messenger RNA from Drechmeria coniospora, 561 nucleotides. RefSeq lists its product as uncharacterized. The coding region runs from base 1 to 561 and encodes 186 amino acids. The record is from RefSeq and is a predicted model, not a curated record. NCBI's taxonomy places the organism in Eukaryota, Fungi, Ascomycota, Sordariomycetes, Hypocreales, Ophiocordycipitaceae. The transcript has a single exon.